This is a messenger RNA of Erpetoichthys calabaricus (reedfish), 716 nucleotides long. Its product is annotated as lymphocyte antigen 6E-like. NCBI's taxonomy places the organism in Eukaryota, Metazoa, Chordata, Cladistia, Polypteriformes, Polypteridae. The record is from RefSeq and is a predicted model, not a curated record. The transcript is spliced from 4 exons. Bases 30 to 416 code for a protein of 128 amino acids.
AGAGUUGGACUGAGUGAUCAGAAGACAAAAUGAAGACUUGCCUUAUGUUGUUCCUUCUAGCCUGCUUUGUGAAUUAUUCAGAAUCAGCAUUGAGCUGCUUCAGUUGCACUGAUGCUGAUACCAACCUUAACUGUAAUCUUCGUUUGCCUGAGGUGUGUGCUUCAGGCCAAGUGUGUAGAACUUCCACCUCCUCUUUAGGUGGCAGCUAUAAGAUUAGUAAAGGGUGUGCUGACAAAACACAAUGCGAUAUUCAGUCAGUCUUUGGAAGCGUUAACAUAGGUGUGGCGAGCACAUCAGUGAAAUGCUGUGAUUAUUUAUUAUGCAACAUAAACGGUUCCACGACUGCCAGACUGAACCUCCUGCUUCUGGGGGUCUCGGCGCUUGUCCUUUUAGUAGUUGGCAACAUUACAAAAUAGAGCCAGCUACUAUGUGGUCUGCUGUGGUCCAAAACGUAGGCUUUGGAUUCAUUUAUAUGAAGACUUUUUUAUUCUGAACACUUCCUUCACUGUUGAUUUUAUUAAAGGGAAGGUUUGGAGUUAAUUGCAAAAUGUAGGUGAAAUAGAAGAUAUUUUAUAAGAACAUUAUAGAAAUGGUACAGCAAAUCAAUUAAAUUUAUAUUUCUAUUUUACUUUUAACAAAUGUGCAGUACCUGUAUAGUAUUAGAUCUCGCUUUGUCAGAUAAAUGCACUACAAAUAAAACAAAUUUGUUUGUAGAA